Messenger RNA from Penaeus chinensis, 3931 nucleotides. RefSeq names its product SNF-related serine/threonine-protein kinase-like (gene Snrk). Gene Ontology annotation, cellular component: cytoplasm. The record is from RefSeq and is a predicted model, not a curated record. Bases 582 to 3737 code for a protein of 1051 amino acids. The transcript is spliced from 11 exons. Gene Ontology annotation, molecular function: ATP binding; tau-protein kinase activity; protein serine/threonine kinase activity. Gene Ontology annotation, biological process: microtubule cytoskeleton organization; intracellular signal transduction; protein phosphorylation. NCBI's taxonomy places the organism in Eukaryota, Metazoa, Arthropoda, Malacostraca, Decapoda, Penaeidae.
CGGUGGGGGAGAGUGCCGCGGCUCCCUCUCUCGUGCUGUGGCCCUUCUUUCCGUCUUGCGGUUAGUGUGCGAAGGAAGGUAGAAGAGGGGUGCUCGAUAAUAAUUUGAAAUUGUCAUACCCAAAGAAAAUGGAUGAAUAGACCGCAUAGAAAACGCGGCGCAGAAUCACGUAUUUAGACCCUGGUGAAUAUAAGGAGAUAAGAGAAGAUAAUAGAGUGUGUGUAGUAUUAAGAAAAGAAAGGAGAAAGAUGAUUAUAUAAAUAAAGUGAGAAAUAAGGAAAAUUGAGGUGCGGAAAGAAUAAAAAAAAGUGGGAAAACAAGAGAAGAGAGUAACGUGUUAUAAGGAAAAUCAAGAAAUUUUAUAUAUCUCGAAGAAAAUUUCUAUUGCCAUAUAAAAAUUGAAGUACGAACGUAAAAUCUAGCAAGAAUAAAAAGAUCGCAAGAUGGUGCGCGGAACGGCGAUCAUGAAGCAGGAUAAGAAGAAGGAAGGAGAAGCCGCCCAUCCGCCCACACCAGCGAGAAAAGGUGAGCGAGGAGGGCUGAAGCGGAGACACAUGUGCUGGUGACUCAUUGAAGGGACUAUGAACGUGGGCGGUUACGAUGGCAAGAUCGCGGGGCUGUACGACUUGGAGGAGACCCUGGGACGAGGCCAUUAUGCCGUCGUCAAGCUGGCCAGACACGUCUUCACGGGAGAGAAGGUGGCCGUCAAGGUGAUAGACAAGGUGCGGCUGGACGAGGUGUCGCGGUCGCACCUUCUGCAGGAGGUCCGAUGCAUGAAGCUGGUGCAGCAUCCGAACGUGGUGCGCCUGUACGAGGUCAUCGACACCCAGACCAAGCUCUAUCUCAUCCUGGAGCUGGCCGAUGGAGGGGACAUGUACGACUACAUCAUGAAGCACGACCGCGGGCUGGAAGAGGAGGCAGCGUGCAAGUACUUCCGGCAGAUCGUGCACGCCAUCAGCUACUGCCACAAGCUGCACGUGGUGCAUCGGGACCUGAAGCCCGAGAACGUGGUGUUCUUCGAGAAGCUCGGGAUGGUCAAGCUCACGGACUUCGGCUUCAGCAACAAGUUCUGCCCCGGCCAGAAGCUGGAGACGUCGUGCGGGUCGCUGGCCUACUCGGCGCCGGAGAUCCUCCUCGGGGAUUCCUACGACGCGCCAGCCGUGGACAUCUGGUCGUUGGGCGUUAUCCUGUACAUGCUGGUGUGCGGCCACGCGCCCUUCCAAGAGGCCAACGACAGCGAGACGCUCACCAUGAUCAUGGACUGCAAGUACACCAUCCCCGAAUACGUCUCGGAGCCCUGCAGGAGGUUGAUAGCGCGCAUGCUCAUUCGUGACCCAGCCAAACGCUCUACAUUGGAGGACAUAGCACAUGACCCAUGGCUGCAGGAGGGCAGUAACGUUGAUAUGGCAGAGCUGAUGCCCCUUGUAUCCCGGCAACACCUGACAGAAGAGGACCAUGCGCAUAUCAUCCACAAAAUGGUGUCAGGGAACAUUGCAUCCAUGGAGGAAAUACUAGAUGCACUGGAUAAGAAUGAGUACAAUCACAUAACAGCGACUUAUUUUCUGCUAGCGGAACGUAAGUUGCGCGCUCACCGGCAGCAGCAAGCAGAUUUGGCAAAGAAUACAGCUACGAGUCCUGUCAUGACCAUCAGAAAAUCUGGUGGCAGUUUAGAUGAAAGCAGCCUCCCCACAUCCUCAGAUUCAGCCAAGUUCACUCAGGAAUUGCAGCUCUCCAAGGAUGAUAUGAGCAAUGGCGUACUUCACAAAAAGCUCUCAGAAGUUCGGACUGGGGGACGGAUGAGAACCUUCAGCAUUCUUGAGGAGGAAGAGGAAGAUGAAGAAGAAGAAGAAGACUUGAGGGAGGAGCUAGAUGAGAGGAAGGAGGAAGAAGACAUGCUGGACAAGGGGCAAAGAUCCAGGAGUGGCUCACGAAGUGGCUCACGCAGUGGCUCACGCAGUGGCUCUCGCAGUGGGUCACGCAGGGGUUCACGGGCAUCAAGUAAUUCUUCUCUCAAGGACAAGUGUGUUCGGGACAUGAAGCUGGAUCUUUCCCUCCUUCACCGCCUGGAGUGUGUGAGGCGAGGAAGUGGGUCACAUCAGGGUUCCCUGCAGAGCUCAGCAGCAACUUCUCCCUCAGGAGAUGACCCACCCUUGCCUGAGCCACCUUUCCCUCCCUCUUCCAACAUAGGUGUGGGGCGAGGGAGGGCCAAGAGUGCAGGGACGUCUCCUGCCACCACACCACCCAGCAGUCUUGUUCCUACUAUCAGUAACAAUAAUAAUAACAAUAACAAUAACAACAACACUAGUAGUAACAACAAUAAUGGCAAUCCUCAGAGUAUGACUUUACCCCCACCCAGAGUCACGCCACAGUCCUCUGUGUCUUCUUCUCCCACUUCGCAAGCAUCCUCUCCCACUUCCCCUGGCCCACAGCAGAUGCCAUCCUCACCAAAGAAUCAGGGCUCUUUCUUCAAUCACAAGUUCAAAACUUUACCAUCACCUAACAGGCGGCUGCACUCUGUCCGGUCCUCGCCGCAGCUGAUGCUCAAUGAAAUCUUUGAGGAAGGGGAGUCAGAUGGGGAGGGCAGUGGUGGCAGUAGCCGUGCAGCAAGUACAAGUGGAAAUAACAUUGGGGGGGCUGUGGCUUCUCCUGUGGUCAUGCGUAGACACAGGUUAGUGAGGUCACGCACUGCCUCCUGCAGUUCCUCAGAUGCCUCAGAUGAUGACCAGGAAGCACGCAAGAGGCGACAACAGCGUGCUCUCACAAGGCAUUUAUCAAAGGAUGUACAAGAUGAGCAAACGGAUUCGAAUGAGUUGUCACAGGUGGCUGCUUGUGAAAUUGCAGAAGAACAGGAAACAAUUGAUAUUAUAGUCGAGGAAGUCUGUGAACAGCCUAGUCAUGCACAGCUGUCAACUGACUGUAAUGGUGGUUUGCAGGUCCAAACCAGUACAAGAGGGAACAGGCCACUCUCUGCUGCCUGUGAUGAUGAACGUAAGAAUGGAGCAUUAAAAGAAGAUAAUGGUAGCACAGAAAAUAUGUUAGAUAUAGACACAACCUUACGAGAGAGUCGUUCUUUAAACUGUAUAGUUAUGGCCACCGGUGAUCAAGAUGGAGAUUUUCCUUGCUGUAGUGUGUCAGAGGCAUCUCUUCUUGACCAGUGUGCAGGAAGCAAUAUUACGGUGUCAACAGACAAUGUAACUACUAUUUAUAUUGAGAAUGGACCAUGUGUAGAUGUUGCUAACGAGCGACGACCUUCACAGUCGGGGAGUUUAGGUGGUGAUCGUGUUGUUAUACGUGUCACAGAUGAUGGACAAAAUCAGGACUCAGCUCAGGAGAGCAUGAAAAAAGCAGUUGAAGGAAAGCCAAAUUCCCUAAAAGAAACGGGAUCUCCUCAAGAAAUUGGUGCUAGUGAUGUGGUGGUUGGCCUGGUGGACUCUCCCCGGCUGGGGCGCACAGCUGGGGCACGACCAGUUUCAGAUUCACAGGUUAUCACACGACCCCCACAGUCACCGUCUAUUAUUAAGUCAAUGUCACAUAUAGAACCUCUUAGUGGGUGUGGGGAUCGACCGUCUAGUAAAUUUUCCCUCCGGACUAGUGCUACCAAUGGCUCGCUGGCGGCCGGAAGGAAUCACUAUGUCAUGGACAUCAAUCAAAAUGCAGGAGGACGAAAGAAUCGCAGUGAAAAGUCUAAUGGUGCGCUUGCAAUACAAGGGACAUCCAAGUGUUGUAGUUUGUCCUGAGGCUUAGGCCAAAGGACUGAUCACUAUAUAGUCCUACAUAUGAUUUGAGUGUAGUGAAAAUAUCCCCCUCAACCCAGGUGUAUCCAAUGGUAAGAAUGAAUAUAUACAUAUAAGCACACACACACACACACACACACACACACACACACACACACACACACACACACACACACACACACACACACACACACACA